Messenger RNA from Helianthus annuus (common sunflower), 2588 nucleotides. RefSeq names its product serine/threonine-protein kinase TOUSLED. The record is from RefSeq and is a predicted model, not a curated record. Bases 252 to 2276 code for a protein of 674 amino acids. The transcript is spliced from 16 exons. Gene Ontology annotation, cellular component: nucleus. Gene Ontology annotation, biological process: peptidyl-serine phosphorylation; intracellular signal transduction; chromosome segregation. Gene Ontology annotation, molecular function: ATP binding; protein serine/threonine kinase activity. Lineage: Eukaryota; Viridiplantae; Streptophyta; Magnoliopsida; Asterales; Asteraceae.
CGGGUUGAAAUUCAUUUCCGCUUGUUUCUCCACCUCACCACCCUGUAUCAACGCCCAAAUCGAAGAAUCUAUUAUUCAAAAACCCUAAUCGAUCACUGUAACCGUUGAGCUUAUCAAAAUCGCCUCCACUACGACAUGCAAUAUCACCACAACACCAUUUUCAUCCAUCUGUAUUCUUCAAUCUGAGUCCAUCUUAUGAUUUUUGGAACUGUUGGUUGAAUUAGGUUUUUAUUAAUCACAAUCAAUCAACGAUGCCAGAAGACUUUCUUCAGCACUUCACGUCAAACUCUUCUAACCAGUCUGAUCAGUCUCUGCCAUCGAAAAUCGCGAAACUCGAAGCUCGAAUGGUAGGUAAAACCUCUACUACACUUCAGAUUUCUGCUGCUGAUGUUUCUUCAAAGUUUGGAGCGAACGUUGCUGGUGGAAUUUGUGCUGAAUCGUUAGAAUCUAGCGAUUCCGAAGAGGAUGAUAUUAAUGGGAGAGAGUUUCUCAUACAGCCUAACUUUCAGAAGCGUAGAAAACUCGCGGAUGAUGCUGAUUCAACUGCAGCCAACCAAGUUGAGGUUAUGUCGGAUGCGAGACAAAAUGUUGUGGAACCUGUGGAGGUUAAGAGUGGUUCAGAUGUAAACAGGAGAAGACAAACCCGUGGUAAGGGUAAUUCUACUCCAGCCAGAGGACGUGGGCCCCUAGUUAAUAAUCAGACAAGAAUACAAAAUUCUACCUCAAAUGGUUUUCCUGAGAACUCAAAUCCGAAGGAGAGUAGCAGGCCAAACGAACAAUUCGGACAAAAUGAGCUUGCUUCAUUAGAGGAGGAAAUCACAUCUUUGCGUGUCAAAAUAACAACACUAGAGGAGGACUUAAGGAAAGCACGCCAAGAGGCUUCAGAAUACCAACAUCUAUCCCAACAGUUGGAAAAGGAACUUAAGGAACUUAAAAAUAAUGAACAACAAGUGAAACCUAAAAGAAUGAAAGUCAUAUCUGAUCUGUUGAUAUCUGUGUCUAAAGCUGAGAGACAAGAAGCAAGAAUGAAAGUUAGACACGAUUCUUUGAGACUUGGAAAUGUGGGUGUUAUUAGAGCUGGAACAGUCAUAUCUGAGACCUGGGAAGACGGGCAAGCAAUUAAGGAUCUUAACGCUCACCUGAGACGUUUAUUAGAAUUAAGGGAGGUUAUCGAGAGGCAGAGGAAGUCACUAAAGAAAAAGCAGCCUGAUAAGAGCGACGGAAGUGAAGGAGAAUCAGGGGGUCCAGAAGAAGAUGUCAUCAUCCAGGAUGAGAUUUACAAAUCCCGUCUAGCCAGCAUUAAACGUGAAGAAGAAACCUAUGUGCGUGAACGAGAACGCUAUGAACUAGAGAAGGGACGGCUUAUACGCGAAAUGAAGCGUAUUAGGGAUGAAGACGGUUCUCGUUUCAAUAAUUAUCAGAUUCUAAAUCAUCGAUAUGCCCUCUUAAAUCUUCUUGGAAAAGGAGGAUUCAGUGAGGUUUACAAGGCAUUUGAUUUGGUGGAAUAUAGAUACGUUGCAUGCAAGCUUCAUGGUUUAAACGCCAACUGGAGUGAAGAUAAAAAGCAAAGUUACAUACGUCAUGCUAUACGGGAAUACAAUAUUCAUAAAACCUUAAUACACCAUAACAUUGUUCGGCUAUGGGACAUCUUUGAGAUAGAUCAAAAUACCUUUUCCACAAUUUUGGAGUAUUGCAGCGGUAAAGAUCUUGAUGCUGUUCUUAAAGCAACACCCAUACUACCAGAAAAAGAAGCUAGGAUAAUUAUUUUUCAGAUAUUUCAAGGACUUGUUUACUUAAACAAAAGAAACCAGAGGAUCAUUCAUUAUGAUUUGAAGCCCGGGAAUGUUCUUUUUGAUGAAUUUGGUGUUGCAAAAGUAACUGAUUUUGGUCUUAGCAAGAUUGUGGAAGAUGACGUUGGAUCCCAAGGCAUGGAACUUACAUCUCAGGGAGCCGGAACAUAUUGGUACCUCCCACCAGAAUGCUUUGAGCUAAGUAAGAUCCCUCUCAUUUCAUCAAAGGUUGACGUAUGGUCAGCUGGUAUUCUAUUGUAUCAAAUGCUUUUUGGAAGACGCCCUUUCGGGCAUGAUCAAACACAAGAACGAAUAUUACGUGAAGACACCAUAAUCAAAGCCCGAAAAGUUGAAUUUCCUUCUAGACCUUCAGUGUCAAACGAAGCGAAGGACUUUAUCCGGCGAUGCUUAACGUAUAACCAGGAAGACCGGCCCGAUGUGUUAACUAUCGCUCAAGAUCCCUACCUCAUAUAUUCCAAGAAAUAACCCCAAGUUAUUUUAGCGGUCAUAGCUCGGUUAGCAUUUGCCAAAAGGUGUGGUACUGGUACCUUGAUCUAUUGGGCUGAAAAAAGUAUAGCAGUCCAACAAGACUGUGUGGCCCAGGCCCAAUGAAAAGCAAUUUUGGGAAAUUUUUCCAUAUUAAUUGUGAAGUGUUCAGUUUCUAAUUUUUCACCCAGAAAAUGAGUUCCUUUUUUUGGUUCAUCAAAGGAGUUGUAUUCUUUGUUGUAUGCACUUUUUGCAUGUAAAUAUGAGAAUGUGGGAAGUUGUUUCUGCAAAGGCAUGCUUAGUUAAGACUGA